UGUAAAUGCAAGAAAGAUUGACAAGGCUACUGAGGAGCGCCUGGGGUCAACCGAAAUGGGUGAAAGAAGCUUUGAGGAUAUUUUGGACCUCAUCGGCCACUUCGGGCCCGCCCAGGCGCUGAUUCUCUUCUUUUCAUGCAGUCUUGAAGCAACAUGUGCCCUAAUUGUGUAUUACUUCAUGUUUGAAGGAGGUCAGCCAGGCUUUUAUUGUGUCCAUUCUAACUCAAGUUCGGCCAACGGAGCACUGAAUCUGACUUUGGAUGAGUGUCCGCCAACUGGGAAAACGUGUUCGAAUAUCACUUAUUUAGAUGAAUUCACGUCAGUCGUCACGGAGUGGGACAUGAUCUGUGGCGAUGCGUACAUUCCUCGAUUACUAACCAGCCUGCUGUUCGUCGGCCUCCUGGUUGGUGCCUUUCUUGGGGGUCAGCUUGCCGACAUCUAUGGAAGAAAGUGGACCUUGCUAGCUGCCUGGGCUCUAAUGAUGUUCGUGCAAGCAACCAGUGCGGUAGCCCCGAGUUGGCCGGUGUACGCGGCGGUCAGGGCUGUUGCUGGUGUCUCUGGAGGCGCCGUUGCGACCAUAGCAACUGUACUAGCCGUGGAGUUUGUCGGUCCAAAAUGGCGCCCGUUGCUCUCCAUCCGUUUCGGCUGGCGGGUUGGCAACUUCAUCAUCAUCGGCCUUGCCUAUCUUCUGCCUCAGUGGCGCCUCCUAGUGGUGGCUUCUGGAUUGUUUAUGUUCCCUGUUUUUGCACUCGCAAUUUUCUUUAUGCCAGAAAGUUCCCGGUGGCUGAUUCAGAAGGGGAGAUACGAGGAGGCCUCCAAGGUGUUGACAUACGUGGCCAGGCUGAACAAGCGGGCCCCGCCUGAUAUGAAGCUCAUCAUGGAACUUGGGGAGGAGAAGGUCAACAACAACUACACCUUCCUUGAUCUGUUCAGAACCAAACGAUACGCUGCCCAGACUCUCACUCUCAUGUUCGGGUGGUUCGUGAGCAACACGACGUCCUAUGGCCUGCAAGCGCAGAUCUCAUCUGCUCUUGUCGGCGACAUCUACCUCAAUUCGUUGAUUGCAGGUAGCAUGAAUGUGGUAACUGUCAUCAUCGGUGCUCUCAUGAUGAAAUGGAUGCCGCGGCGAAUUUCCUAUGCUGUUUUCAUGAUUUACCCGAUCGGUGCCAUGGCGGCCAUCUUGACCCUCGACUUGACAGGCUACAUGGUCGGCAGAGAGAUGUUGAGGACGAUGUUGGCUCUCAGCUCCUUCGCUGUCCUCGCGUGUUCGUGGCAGGUGGACAUCCUCUACAGUACCGAAGCUUACCCGACACUCGUCAGAAACAUCGCUACUGGCGCCGGUAAUAUAGCAGCGCGAGUCGGGGGUAUACUGGCUCCACAAAUUGGACUUUUGGGAGUGUUUCAUCCUUCCUUGCCAUACGCGAUAAUAGGGGCCCAGGCAAUCGCCGCCUCCAUAUUGAUGUUCGUGGUGAUGCCUGAGACCAAGGGGAGACCUCUACCGGAGGGGUUGCCACCGAGAAGCUGGGGAAAAGGCUCCAAGACAUGUAGAUACAAGGACACCAGUAAGGAGGCGCAGAUACAAGAAACAAAGUAUUGAUCUGCGUCUACAUUGACUUCUUUCUAUCAAGUCUUACCGGAGACUGCACCACGCGUGAUCGAUAUCUCCUUAAAGAAAUUACAUAAAAGUCGAUGAUAUAGUAUAUAUAUUUUGCUAGCUGUUUUUAAACACAUAACAUGAAAUCCAAAUUGAACUUUUUUUCAAAAUCUAUAUUAGGUGCUAUCGAAGUGGUUGUAUACACACAAUAAA
Molecule: messenger RNA, 1807 nt
Organism: Lineus longissimus
Lineage: Eukaryota; Metazoa; Nemertea; Pilidiophora; Heteronemertea; Lineidae
Product: organic cation transporter protein-like
Exons: 9
Coding region: 56-1597 (513 amino acids)
Biological process (GO): transmembrane transport
Cellular component (GO): membrane
Molecular function (GO): transmembrane transporter activity
Source: RefSeq, a predicted model, not a curated record